Molecule: messenger RNA, 1209 nt
Organism: Dendrobium catenatum
Lineage: Eukaryota; Viridiplantae; Streptophyta; Magnoliopsida; Asparagales; Orchidaceae
Product: protein DCL, chloroplastic
Exons: 4
Coding region: 15-878 (287 amino acids)
Biological process (GO): chloroplast rRNA processing; chloroplast organization
Cellular component (GO): chloroplast
Source: RefSeq, a predicted model, not a curated record
CUUCUCAGUAGUAGAUGGGUUCGUGUCCGCUCUCUGAUAUUCUCUUAUAUGAUUCUAUCUGUUCGUUCCCGCAAGCCACAGGUCAUCAUACACUCUCUCCGUCUACCCUCGCCGUAUUACCCCAAGAACAGCAGCUGGAACCUAAAAAACCCUUUCAAGAACGAAGAGAACGAGAAGAAACAUUCGCAAUCCGAAGCCCGAUUCUCAAUAAUACUCUGCUCAUGGUGUUAGUUUUAGGUCCUUCUCCACCCUUCUUCCGGCUCCCCCUAAGACAACUCUCUCCCCAUGUAAUGCUCUCUUCCACAUGUGUUACUUCUCGAACCCUAAAUCCACUUCCUGUUGCUACUCUAAGAGCCGUGAGGACGCAGGGGAUCGGCGCUGGUGCUGCUGACGACGCUGCUGUGCUGAGAAGACCCGUCGUUUCGCCGGUAGUCGCCGAUGAGGACACCGGAGAGGAGAGCUUGGUGAGGAAGGGGGAGGUUGGAGAGAAGACAGAGGAAGCGGAGUGGGUCGAUUGGGAGGAUCAGAUCCUGCAGGAGACAGUUCCUCUCGUGGGAUUCGUUCGGAUGAUCUUGCACUCCGGGAAGUAUGAGAUUGAUGACAGGCUAAGUUCAGAUCACGAGAAAACUAUUGUGGAGAAGUUGUUACUUUAUCAUCCGGAGAGUGAAAAGAAGAUAGGAUGCGGGGUAGAGUAUAUCAAAGUAGGAUUACAUCCGGAGUUCCAGGAGUCACGUUGCCUCUUCAUUGUAAGAAGUGAUGGGCAGAUUGUGGACUUCUCCUAUUGGAAGUGUAUCAAAGGUCUGAUAAGAAAGAAAUAUCCACUCUAUGCAGAUAGUUUCAUCCUAAGACAUUUUAGAAGGAGACGGCCAAAUGAGUGAGCUGCUGUCAGCCAAUAUCCACAUAAAAUACAUUGGGAAGCGAGAAGGUUAAUUAAAGCAAAAGCAUGAUUCUUCCAUGUUAAAAGAAGGUCCCAUAAUUUGGCUUAUAUGGAUUCAAAUAUUCAAUUGCAAGGCAUCGACAGACGCACCAAAACUCCAAAAGCAAAGCUUUGGAAUGUAAAAUACAGGAAAGCCACAUGCUGCAUGGAGGAAAGACAAGUCUUCUAAGGAACUUGCAGGUAUAAAAAAACUGAUUAAAGGACACUUAGUGCUUAUUUAUUUCCACAUGAAUGAUUAAAUAAAGCUUGUACUUAGCCUGGCAUAGUACUUU